AAGAUUUCAAUUUAAAGGUAGCUUAAAAAUGGACAAUCUUGAAAAAGGAAAAUGCUUAAUUUAUAUUAUCGAAGACAAAAUUUGAUAAUCUAAAAUAUUCAAAAUUGCAUAUAAAUUUUAAUUUUUUUUUAUCACGACACUCAGAGUCGAGAGAUGUGAGUCGAGAGAUGUGAUGUGGGGAAGGAGCGUAAAGUCUGGGAUUGAUAAUAAGUGAUUCUCCUUGGAAAUAAGCAUAAGCCCAAAUGGCAAAUCACACUCCCCUCUUCGCAUACCAUCACACAACCCUCUUUCCACCACCACCACCACCACCUCCACUAUUUAAUGCCAUGUAUAACACCACCAGCAGCAGCAAUAGCAGCCCAGUUGAGAAUAAAGCUACAGUGUAUCUGAGCAAGAGACUUUUGCUCAACCUAUCCAUUUCUACUCUACUUAUAUCAUCAUCAUCAUCCAUUUUGAGUAAUGUGAUAGCUGCUGAAGAAGAGCAGGAGCUUGUGAGAUACACUGAUUCCCUCGAGGGCUUCACUCUUCUCAUACCCUCUUCCUAUAUUAAGGUUGAGAAAGCAGGGGCCACGGCUUUGUUUGAGGAAGCUAAUAAAGGAGCCAACAAUGUGGGGGUUGUGGUCACUCCAGUCCGUCUUACAAAUUUAGGUGAAUUUGGUAACCCUCAAUUUGUUGCUGAUAAGCUGAUUCGGGCCGAAAAGCGCAAGGAAAGUACAAAGGAGGCUGAUGUAAUUGCAGUCUCAGAGAGAUCAGGCCGCGGCGGUCUUCAAGUUUAUGAGUUUGAGUACAAAGUUGAUAGCAGCAGGGGAGGAAUAAAGAGGAUUUUCUCUGCCGCAUUUGUAGCCUCUAGGAAGUUGUACCUUCUAAAUAUAGCUCACACUGACAAGCCAGAGAGUCCACUUGACACUCAUACACGACAAGUAUUGGAGAAUGUUCUUCAUUCAUUUGAUACUGCUCCUUUGACUUGAUGGAUAUCAUCAAUUGUUUUUUAUGGCCUAUAACAUGUAGCUCCGUUCAGUAUAACCGCAGCUCACCUUUAUCAGGUGCCAAUGAUACAAGGUAGGUGGUUUGUCUUGCCUGUCCCAUGCAGCUAGUGCACAUCCAUUAAUGUAAGGUGAUUCAUAUGCCUAACGCGGUUGUCGUUGUUUGCAUUGUUCUUCUGGUUAGAACUGUUGAGGCACUCUGCGGAUACUGAUGAGAAAAAACCAAUGAAUAGGAUAUGUUGCAAGUUACAAAUUUUUAGGUACCGGAGAUGGAACUUGUGUCCUGACCACAAUGCUGAACUCAUGAGCAGCUAUCAUUCUUUGUAUAACCUGUUAAAUACUUAAACCCCACCUCAUCCCCCCUACCGAUGUUGCUUGUACCGGUCAAUUUACUGCUAUUUCUAUCUUUCUUUUUUACUGUCAAAUAUUUGAUAGAAAUAUGACAUUAUUGUAAUAGUAUGGACAUAUACUAACAAUUACUUUUUAACAAGGCGGCGGAUUUUUAUU
Messenger RNA from Daucus carota subsp. sativus, 1490 nucleotides. RefSeq names its product psbP domain-containing protein 2, chloroplastic. The record is from RefSeq and is a predicted model, not a curated record. Gene Ontology annotation, cellular component: photosystem II; extrinsic component of membrane; photosystem II oxygen evolving complex. Bases 243 to 968 code for a protein of 241 amino acids. Gene Ontology annotation, molecular function: calcium ion binding. Lineage: Eukaryota; Viridiplantae; Streptophyta; Magnoliopsida; Apiales; Apiaceae. Gene Ontology annotation, biological process: photosynthesis. The transcript has 4 exons.